CGAACUUCCCAUCACUAUUAGACGUCAGCGCUGAGUUGAGUUUUCCCUCUGUGACUCUUGGAUGUGUGUAAGAUGGCCGGGUUUAAGGAUCUUAAAGAGUUAUUCAGUCGACGGCUGCUCGCUGCGGUUAUCAGAGAUAUAACAGAAGAAAGAACAACAAGUGGAUACGAAGAGGAGCUCCACCGACAAAGAAAACUGCUGGAUGUGAUUUUAACUCCUGAAAUCAAGCUACAGAGAACAGAUGUCCAGCAGCUGUUGGUGAGUAAAGAAGAGCUUCCACCUGAGCAGCAGGAGUGGAGCCACAUUCUGGACCAGGAGGACACUAAGCCCCAACACAUUAAAGAAGAACAUGAGGAACUGUGGAUCAGUCAGGAGGAAGAACAGCUUCAAGGACUGGAGGAGGCUGAUAACGCCAAGUUCCCCUUCACUCCUGUCUCUGUGAAGAGUGAAGAUGAUGAAGAGAAACCUCAGUCCUCACAGCUUCAUCAGAGACAAACUGAACAGAUGGAAACAGGAGUUGAUGGAGAGGACUGUGGAGGAGCAGAACCAGAAAGGGACUUAGAUCCAGAGAGACAUUUACAACCAGAGACUGAGGUUGAGAUAGAAGACUCUUAUGAACCUGAGACUGAUGACAGUGAUGAUUGGCAAGAAUUAAACUUGAAAAAUAAGAAACUAAAGACUGGUAAGAGACCACAUAGGUGCUCAGAGUGUGGUAAAAGAUUUAACCGAAAAGGGAAUCUGACCAGACACAUGUUGGUUCAUGAAGGAGAGAAACCCUUCAGCUGCUCUGUUUGCAGUAAAAGAUUCAACCAAAAAGAUCUUCUAACCAGACACAUGUUAGGUCAUACAGGAGAGAAACCCUUCAGCUGCUCUGUUUGCAGUAAAAGUUUUAACAAUAGAGGAAAUCUGACCAGACACAUGUUAGUUCAUACAGGAGAGAAACCAUUCAGCUGCUCUUUUUGCAGUAAAAGAUUCCUCCGAAAAUAUGUUCUGACCAGACACAUGUUGGUUCAUACAGGAGAAACCCCCUUCAGCUGCUCUGUUUGCAGUAAAAGGUUUAACAGUAGAGGAAAUCUGACCAGACACAUGUUGGUUCAUACAGGAGAGAAACCGUUCAGCUGCUCUGAGUGUGGUAAAAGAUUUUACGUAAAAGAGCAUCUGACCACACACAUGACGAUUCACACAGGGGAGAAACCCUUCAGCUGCUCUGAGUGUGGUAAAAGAUUUAACCUGCAAGAAUAUCUGACCAAACACAUAAUGACUCACACAGGAGAGAAACCCUUCAUCUGCUCUGUUUGCAGUAAAAGUUUUAUCCAUAGAGUAAGUCUGACCACACACAUGUUGGUUCACACAGGAGAGAAACCCUUCAGCUGUUCUGUUUGCAGUAAAAGUUUUACCUAUAGAGUAAGUCUGACCAGACACAUGUUGGUUCACACAGGAGAGAAACCCUUCAGCUGCUCUGUGUGUGGUAAAAGAUUUAACCAGCAAGGAUAUCUGACCAAACACAUGAUGAUUCACACUGGAGAGAAACCCUUCAGCUGCUCUGUUUGCAGUAAAAGUUUUAUCCGUAGAGGAAGUCUGACCGGACACAUGUUGGUUCACUCAGGAGACAAACCCUUCAGCUGCUCUGAGUGUGGUAAAAGAUUUAACCAGCAAGGAUAUCUGACCAAACACAUGAUGAUUCACACUGGAGAGAAACCCUUCAGCUGCUCUGUUUGCAGCAAAAGUUUUAACAAUAGAGUAAGUCUGACCGGACACAUGUUGGUUCACACAGGACAGAAACCCUUCAGCUGCUCUGAGUGUGGUAAAAGGUUUACCUGUAAGAGAUAUCUGACCAGACACAUGAUGAUUCACACUAGAAAGAAAUGCUAAUCCUGUGCAAUGGUAAAACUCAUCCAAAGGAAUCCAAGUUAACAACAUCACUAAUGUGUAUUCAUAUGUAUUGACUAACAGAUGUAUAACUGCUGUUAUAAAGGGAUAUGAGACAAUUGUAAUCACAGAUCUGUUUCUACUUUUUGAAAUUUAUGUUUUGUUGCUGACAUAUGAACCAGUAAGUUGGGAUCAGCUAUGACGUUUGAAUUUAAAGUGUUUAUAUGAAACAGUUACAGUGUAAGGAUUCUUCUUCUCUCCUGAUAUCUUCACUUCUUUCUGUCACUCUGUUUUCUUGGAGGCCUCUGUGUUGGGUAGCACAAGUUCUUCAGACAGCUCAUGUGUCACCUUGUAAUAAAUAAACUGAUGUAGAGUGAGAAA
Messenger RNA from Labrus mixtus (cuckoo wrasse), 2250 nucleotides. Its product is annotated as gastrula zinc finger protein XlCGF57.1-like. The transcript is spliced from 2 exons. Gene Ontology annotation, biological process: negative regulation of transcription by RNA polymerase II; regulation of immune system process; regulation of cytokine production. The coding region runs from base 73 to 1872 and encodes 599 amino acids. NCBI's taxonomy places the organism in Eukaryota, Metazoa, Chordata, Actinopteri, Labriformes, Labridae. The record is from RefSeq and is a predicted model, not a curated record.